UCAUGUUCGUUUAUGGAGGUUGUAUUUUGAUAAGUUAGCCGCUAGAGGACAGUGUGUUUCUCUGGUAAAAACUGACAGAAUCUUCCGGGACUCAAACCUCCGCAGCAGUUUACACUGAUCUCCGCAGAAAUCAACGCUCAGCGUGUUUUGCUCGUGAACUUUGCUCUUGUGUCUCGCUCUCGUUUGAUUCAUGUCUUCGGUUGAGAUGUCUGAAGGCUCGGUUCGGGUGGAGACCUGCGGAGAUCAGCCGCUGUUCUACCGACAGACGCUUCCGUCGAGCGGUGCCGCCGAACUCUGCGUCCUGCUGCUGCACGGGAUCCGGUUCUCGUCGGAAACCUGGCUGAAGAUCGGGACUCUGGAGACUCUAGCUGCCGCGGGUUACCGAGCUGUGGCCAUCGACCUGCCAGGUUUGGGUCAUUCUAAGGCGGCUCCGGCUCCGGCUCCAGUGGGUCAGCCGGCUCCAGGUGUGUUCCUCAGACAGGUGUCUGAGGCUCUGCAGACCGGCCCCGUGGUGAUCAUCAGUCCUUCUCUCAGCGGCAUGUACUCACUGCCGUUCCUCUUCCAGCACUCCGAGCAGGUCAAGGCCUACAUCCCUGUAGCUCCCAUCUGCACAGAGAAGUUCACAGCAGAGCAGUACAGCAGCGUGCAGACUCCAGCUCUUAUAGUUUAUGGAGACCAGGAUAUUCAGCUUGGGGAAGCAUCGCUAAGCAACCUGAGACAUCUGCCCAAUCACAAAGUGGUGGUAAUGAAGGGGGCGGGGCAUCCUUGUUACCUUGACGAUCCAGAGACCUGGCAUAAGGCAGUCCUGGACUUCCUACAGUCGUUGUGAUCAUAUUAAAAACCCUAAUAGUGUAAAAUUGUUCUAGUCAAAACGUUAAUUACGUAAGUGUGAUCAAUAUGAAGUGCAUUCAGUUUCAUACUUAAUGACUGAUUAUGUCAGAAACACUACCUUUUUAUUUUUGUAUGCAACUUUUUUUUGUGCUAUUAUUUGCAAUGCUUUUCACAUGGAUGCAUGUGCCAUGUGUUGAGAGGUGUGUCAAAGACCUAAAGUCAACAUGAAAUGCUGUUUGCAAACCAAUUUACAUAACUUUUGAGUCAAAGAAGAUAGUCAAUGAGAAAAUAAUAUAGGACGGGGCUUGAUUUUAUCCAUUGGGAACUGAUUAGACUGAAAACUAGGUGUUUUGAACCCUU
Messenger RNA from Sinocyclocheilus anshuiensis, 1191 nucleotides. RefSeq names its product protein ABHD14B. Bases 191 to 829 code for a protein of 212 amino acids. The record is from RefSeq and is a predicted model, not a curated record. Gene Ontology annotation, biological process: positive regulation of transcription by RNA polymerase II. Gene Ontology annotation, cellular component: cytoplasm. Gene Ontology annotation, molecular function: hydrolase activity. The transcript is spliced from 4 exons. NCBI's taxonomy places the organism in Eukaryota, Metazoa, Chordata, Actinopteri, Cypriniformes, Cyprinidae.